Saccostrea cuccullata (small rock oyster) is the source of this 3970-nucleotide messenger RNA. Its product is annotated as prickle planar cell polarity protein 3-B-like. Lineage: Eukaryota; Metazoa; Mollusca; Bivalvia; Ostreida; Ostreidae. The record is from RefSeq and is a predicted model, not a curated record. The transcript is spliced from 6 exons. Bases 395 to 2671 code for a protein of 758 amino acids. Gene Ontology annotation, molecular function: zinc ion binding.
GGGCGGGGCUUAGCUUAUUUGAACCCGCAUUGAAAACAAAUCGUGAUUUUUACCUGAGGAGACAAGAUGUGUGAUCUUAAUGAUGUUUAUUUUAAAACACCACAUGAAUAGAAAUGGUGUAAACAAUUUUAAUGUAUCACCCUAUCUGUAUGGAUUUUAAAACAUAGAAAUUGAUUUGGAUUUUAUAUAUUAUUUAAUCCCGCCUUCGAAAGAGAAACUAGCGAAUCGCACUGUGAAAGGGACGAGUUUUGAGGGUUUAUUUUAGUUGCACGUGAAAACCCGCUAGAUGAGGGAACGCAAUGGGUGUAAUAUUCUACAUGGCAACUUUGUAGGAUUUUAAUCGGGAUUUUUUAAUUACUUAGUGUGAUUUCUGUCUUGUGUGUUUGUUUUUAUCAUGGCUAAUAUUGGAGAUUCUUUGGUGAAGGAGGAUGAGAGACCGAUAUUAGACACGGGGGUCAUCCCAAAAACUUAUAACACGAGUCCACCCCUUGCACACCAAGUUUCAGCAGGAAAACCAUGCUCAAACUGUCGAGAAUUAUGUCCAGGCUUCGAACUUCAUUUUUGGAGAAAAAUUUGCAAGCAUUGUAAAUGUGCCCCAGAAGCCCAUGAUAUGACCAGUCAAAGUGACCAUGACAGGAGUCUGACCCGGCUAAAUCACGACCCCAAGAGGAACUCCACCUCUGACGAUGACAGUGGCUGCCCGCUGGAGGAGUACGCCUGGGUACCACCCGGACUUAAGCCAGAACAGGUUCACCAGUAUUUUUCCUCCCUGCCAGAAGACAAGGUGCCAUUUCUGAACAGUGUGGGUGAGAAGUACCGAGUCCGUCAGCUACUGCAGCAGUUACCUCCCCAUGACAAUGAGGUCCGGUACUGUAACACCCUCACAGAAGAAGAAAAGAGGGAGCUACGGAUGUUUAGUGUGCAGAGGAAACGGGAGGCCCUGGGAAGGGGCAGUGUCAGACCCUUACCCCUUACCAUGCAGGGGGUCAUUUGCUCCAAGUGUCAGCAAAUGAUUUCUGGUGGGUCCAUGGCUGUUUUUGCCACCAGAGCGGGGCAUGACAAAAUCUGGCACCCCUCAUGUUUCACCUGUAUGACCUGUGACGAGCUUCUGGUGGACCUGAUUUACUUCUUCAAGGACGAGUUUCUGUACUGUGGACGACAUCAUGCUGAGCUGAUAAAGCCACGCUGUGGAGCCUGUGAUGAGAUAAUUUUUGCUGACGAGUGCACAGAGGCAGAGGGUAGAAGCUGGCAUAUGAAACAUUUCUGUUGUUUUGAGUGUGAUAGACAAUUAGGCGGUCAGAGAUACAUCAUGAAGGAGGGUCGGCCAUACUGCUGUGUGUGUUUUGAGCGGAUGUACGCAGAAUACUGUGACACUUGUGGUGAACAUAUAGGAGUGGAUCAAGGACAAAUGACCCACGAAGGUCAACACUGGCAUGCUACUGAACGUUGCUUUAAGUGUCAUACUUGUCAAAAGUCUUUGCUUGGACAACCAUUUCUACCCAAGCACGGUGUGAUUUAUUGUUCUGCCGCCUGCAGUCGAGCGGCUUCCAUGCAAACACAAACACCUAGGAGACCAGAAGAUUACGUUCAUGAUAUAAAUAGUAUGAGAUUAGGUUCUCCCGUAAGUCACGCAUUACAGGAACAAGGAACCAUGGGAAUGCAGGAAGCAUUACGACAACAGUAUUCACUAUCGGACAGUCUGCCAUCAUCAGAGCGUGACCAAGGUUACGCUACGAGUAGCAAUAGCGAGGUGUAUGCACCAGGCAUGUACGACACUUCGCGAUCUCAAAAUUCUCAAGGUCAGUGUAGUGCGAAUUACGAACUGAACGUGGAUAGUCUUGUUGACGCUCUUCCUAUUCCACAUGAAGCCAAACUCAAAAAGAGGCUCUCCCAGUUCUCCAUGCCAGAUCUUUCAAAGGAUCCUCAGUCUAGUCCCAUAGAGGAAAGUGGAAAAAUGAACUCUCAAAGCAGGAGUCGGUCGGGAUCAGAGAAAAAUUUAAAUUCUCGAUAUCACGAAUAUGAGGAGUUACCAUGCAUGUAUGAUGUGCCAAAUAGAAGUAUGAAGCGUACGAAUAAAUCACAGCAAUCACAGGAAUAUCGUUCUAUUAGACCUGUGGAUCGCGUGUUAGGAAAUGGAAAUCCAGAGUCUGCGAGAUCGUUUCCAGAGUUACGAUAUAACUGUGUGAAUACUUCACCGCAAAAUGUACCAGCACCACAACAAAAUGGACGAUUAAAUACUUCACCCCAAAAUGUAAACAAUGGUUUACCUCCAUUACCAGACAAUGUGAGAAUGAAUCCCAUAAAUAGACCACCCUCGGGAAGAGUUCCUCUUCAAGUGUCGGACUAUCCCAGAAGCCAAAGUUUUGAAGGUCGGCCUUCAGAGAGGGCACACAGUCGUCGUCAUGGCAGGCGUAGAGGUGAUAGAAUAUCCAGGCGUGACCCAGGUCAAGGUCACUGGUCUGAUUCAAACAAUUAUCGUGACGAUGAUGAUUAUUGUAGCACUUGCUCUAGUUCUAGUGAUUCGGACGAUUAUUACUAUGACGAAAGAGGCCUGGGCACCAGAAUAUCGUAUGUUGACGAUAUGAGUAUCUCACUGGGAGCUAAUAGUGCAAUGCGACAGAGGAUGACGGGUCGACACAGAGUGAAACAGAAGCAAUGUGUAAUAUCCUAACACUGUACAUAGUGACCAGUCUAUGUUAUUUAUUUGUUUGUGCAACAAAUCUGGUACCAAGCUUGACAAACUUGUUAACUGCCUCAGUGUAAAUCUGUUUAAAGCUCUUGACAAUCAUUAAUUAUGAUAUUUCAUGUGAAAUCAUUUAAAUUCUGUGUUCAGAAAGUGAUUUUUUGUGUGCACUUUAUAAGGGCCUGGUACCAGUUUAGUUUUUCCACUGUUGAGAACCAGUCUAGUGCUGUAUUGUUAUAUUCCAUGUUGUGUUAUAAUUAUUGUCAAUGUUGAUCAGUCUGUGUAGUUUAUAUAUAAAUAUGUACCUGUAUGUCUGUCUGUGUGUGGAGUCUGCAGAUAAAUAAGUGAUUCUACCCAGUAUUUAUAUUCAGCUGUCAAUCCGAGGUCAAAGGUUGUGAUUGGGUGUGGUCAUGUAAUAUAUUGACCAGUGAUACUUUUAUUUAUUCUCUUAAGUAACUUACUCAGUUUUCCUAUAGGACUAAUGUUUAUAAUGUAGGUAUGAUUAGUUCCUUGUCGUAAAUGGCUGGCACCUUAUUGUAAACUGACAUCUUGUUAACAGAGGCCUUCCAGUUUCUAUUUAUUAAGUUGAUAUAUGAUAUUGGUUUAGAAUAUCAUGGUUCUUUACAUCUGUACUUGUAUUUGGUUGCUGAAAUUUUUUAUAAUGUCCUUACAUGAAGACAGAUAAUUUUUAUUUGUUCACAUUUUAAUCUUGGUAGGAUUUAGGAUUUGUUAUACUUUUUUAAAAAUUUUCAAGGAGCAAUACUACAAUUAUCUUGUUGAUAUGUGAUAUUCAGUUUGAGAAAUUGGCAGCCAUUUUAAAUCUGUGUUCCAUUUUUUAAAAGCAUUUGGUGGCACAAACUGCAACUACAAAAGUACAUUCUAUUCAAAAUCGUUCUUAGAUAUUUAAUCUGUUGAUAGAAUAGUGAAAUCAUGAAAAAAAUGGGGGGGAGGCAGUUGAUGUUAUUUGGGACAGUAGGAAAUAUUUGCACAUGUAUGUAACAUGUCCAAUUUUUUUUCAAUAAAUGCAUAUGAUUUUUAGAUCUGGAAUUCCUGAAAUAGUUUAAUUUGAAUAUUAUGUCUGCUAAAAAUAUAAGAGUACAUGAAAGAAAGAACAGAUUUCUUUAUUAAUAAUUUUGUUUUUGCAGUACAUUUACUAUCUGAAUUUGUGUCACCAAUUGUCAAUUCAUGCAAUGCUUUGUGCCUUUUAUAUGUUUGUUCAAGUUUAUUUACUAUCGUUUUGUACAUAUAUUAGGGCAGAGAUCGCAAAUAAACAUCUAGCAAACCUUA